Bufo bufo (common toad) is the source of this 864-nucleotide messenger RNA. RefSeq names its product gastrula zinc finger protein XlCGF7.1-like. Gene Ontology annotation, biological process: regulation of transcription by RNA polymerase II. The transcript is spliced from 4 exons. Lineage: Eukaryota; Metazoa; Chordata; Amphibia; Anura; Bufonidae. The record is from RefSeq and is a predicted model, not a curated record. The coding region runs from base 1 to 864 and encodes 287 amino acids. Gene Ontology annotation, molecular function: RNA polymerase II cis-regulatory region sequence-specific DNA binding; DNA-binding transcription factor activity.
AUGAUGGAGGAUUACCGCCCCUCACUUCACCAGCUUAUGACGAAUGUUAAGGCUGAAGAGACAUAUGUGAGGGGUGAUAAGCAGAGCAGAGAGGACAUUCCUACAGAUAACCAUCCAGAAGACUAUACCAGGAGCUCAGAGAAACAUCUCCUAUCUUCAGAUUUUAAAGCAGAUGAUUAUGGUUUCAAGCAAGAUACAUAUGAAGAUCAUGCAAUUAUCCCAGAUAUCCAUCAUGAUCCAUCAUGUGAUCCUUUGGAUUGUGUCAAUUCUUCUGAUUCCUCACAGACUGUUAAACAUGAGAGAAUUCACACAGAGGAGAAGCCUUUUUCAUGUUCAGAAUGUGGAAAACGUUUUGACCGUAAAUCACAUCUUGUUAUACAUGAGAGAAUUCACACAGGGGAGAAGCCAUUUUCAUGUUCAGAAUGUGGAAAAUGUUUUAACUAUAAAUCAAAUCUGGUUGCACAUGAGAAAAUUCACACAGGGGAGAAGCCAUAUUCAUGUUCAGAAUGUGAAAGACGUUUUACUCAUAAAUCACGUCUUGUUAUACAUGAGAGAAUUCACACAGGGGAGAAGCCAUUUUCCUGCUCACAAUGUGAAAAAUGUUUUAUUCUGAAAGCAGAUCUUUUUAAACAUGAGAGAAUUCACACAGGGGAAGAUCUAUUUUCCUGUUCCGAGUGUGGUAAAUGUUUUGCAACUAAAGUACAACUUGUUAGACAUGAGAGAAUUCACCCAGGGGAGAAGCCAGUUUCCUGUUCAGAAUAUAUUGGGGACCAACAAGGAGAACGUACCAUGGAAGACGAUGAGGAGCUGCCACUGGAGGAGGAUGAUGAUAAUGACACUGGCCACGACAGUGUUCCCACAUGA